This is a messenger RNA of Xyrauchen texanus (razorback sucker), 2658 nucleotides long. RefSeq names its product delta-1-pyrroline-5-carboxylate dehydrogenase, mitochondrial-like. Gene Ontology annotation, molecular function: L-glutamate gamma-semialdehyde dehydrogenase (NAD+) activity. NCBI's taxonomy places the organism in Eukaryota, Metazoa, Chordata, Actinopteri, Cypriniformes, Catostomidae. The record is from RefSeq and is a predicted model, not a curated record.
UGUAACAAGAAGAAGAAUCUCACUCAAAUAGGCUUACAGUUAGCAGAAGGAUAUUUUUGAUUAAUCAUAUUUAUAUAUUAUCUGUAUCUUUCUCCUGUAUAUCCACAUUAAACAUGCUGCGAGUGAGAAAUGCCGCCUGUCAGUCUUGGAGGGGGUUCAAGACGUUCUCGUGUGCAGCUGUGGAGGUCAAGAAUGAGCCCAUUCUCGGGUUUAAAGAGGGAAGUAGAGAGACAGCAGAACUGGAGAAGGCAUUGCGCAAUCUGAAGGGAAAAACUGAAGAGAUUCCAUGUGUGGUUGGAAAUGAAGAAGUUUGGACCAAAGAUAUCCGAUACCAGCUGUCUCCCUUCAACCAUUCUCACAAAGUGUCUAAGUUCUGCUAUGCCGAUAAGAAGCUGAUAAAUAAAGCCAUUGAGGCUUCUGUGGCUGCACGGAGAGAAUGGGACCUCAAACCCGUCACAGAUCGAGCUCAGAUCUUCUUCAAAGCUGCUGACAUCAUCAGUGGACCCAAGAGAGCAGAAGUUCUGGCCAAGACCAUGAUCGGACAGGGUAAGACGGUGGUGCAGGCGGAGAUUGACGCUGCUGCAGAACUCAUCGACUUCUUCAGGUUCAACGCCAAACAUGCGACUGAACUAGAACACCAGCAGCCAUUGGACAGUGAUGGAAGUACCAACACCAUGCUGUUCCGUGGAUUGGAGGGAUUUGUAGCCGCUGUCUCCCCCUUCAACUUCACAGCCAUUGGUGGAAAUCUGGCAGGCACCCCCGCUCUCAUGGGAAACGUGGUGUUGUGGAAACCCAGCGACACUGCUAUGUCUGCCAGCUAUGCCGUGUAUAAGAUCCUGCGGGAGUCUGGACUGCCACCCAACAUCAUCCAGUUUGUUCCAGCUGAUGGGCCAGUUUUCGGAGACACCAUUACGUCCUCAGAACAUCUGGCUGGUAUUAACUUUACCGGCAGUGUCCCAACGUUUAAGCGAUUGUGGAAGCAGGUGGCCCAGAAUCUGGAUAUCUAUCGGAACUUCCCUCGUGUUGCUGGAGAAUGUGGUGGCAAGAACUUCCACUUUGUACACAAGUCGGCAGAUGUUGGUAGCGUGGUGACCGGCACCAUCCGCUCUGCGUUUGAGUACGGAGGACAGAAAUGUUCGGCCUGUUCAAGGAUGUAUGUACCAGACUCACUGUGGCCUCAAAUCAAACAGGAACUCCUCGCUGUGCACAAACAGAUCAAACUGGGAAACCCUGUUGAAGAUUUCAGCACUUUCUUCUCAGCAGUUAUUGAUGACAAGUCCUUCUCCAGGAUCAAGGGUUGGCUGGAACACGCCAAAUCUUCUCCGCAUCUGAAGAUCAUCGCUGGGGGAAACUGUGAUGACAAAACAGGAUAUUUUGUGGAACCCACCAUCAUUGAGACCACAGACCCACAGGAGAAAAUCAUGAAUGAGGAGAUCUUUGGACCCGCCCGCGUUUACGCUUACUCCGAAAACAACUACAAAGAGGUCCUGCACUUAAUAGACAACACGUCUCCAUACGCUCUAACAGGAGCCAUCUUUGCUCAAGAUAAGGCUGUUAUUGAUGAAGCAGGGAAGGCCUUGAGAAACGCUGCUGGAAAUUAUUAUAUCAACGACAAGUCGACGGGAUCCAUUGUGGCCCAGCAACCAUUCGGUGGCGCCAGAGCAUCAGGCACCAACGACAAGCCCGGUGGUCAACACUACGUCCUCCGAUGGACAUCUCCACAAGUCGUCAAGCAGACAUAUGUGCCGCUUACAGAAUGGAAAUAUGCCUACAUGGGUUAAGAGAUUGUGCCAAUCUUGGCAAUAUCUCUGACACAGAAGCUUUCCUUAUGCCAGAUCCCUCCAUCAAGACUUGUCCUCUAAUGUCCCAUCUUGCCCAAGUGACUUGAAUAAGGCUCACAAGGGCUGUUAGACUGUUCCAGAACAGAAAACUGCCGCCUGCAGGUGCUGCCUUGAACAUAAAAACAUGAGAUACCUCAUAUGGGCAAGGAAACUGGCGGAAACGGCUCUCGAAGGUCUGAAUGUAUUCAAGAAUCUUUGCAGAUUUCCAUUACCUUUUGAUCUUGAGAAAUUGCUGGACCCUACACCAGAGGAAUUAGGAGUUAAAAUAUCUGACAAUAUCUUUUCUUUUUUUGGUAUUUAAUUUGUUAUUAUUUCACAGUGCGUUUGACAGUUUCCCAAAAGAGUAUCUGAACACUUAAUGCAUGAGAUCCUUGGCUUUUUAUAACAAAAUGUUCAAACCAGUGGAUUUUGUUUUUUACACAUUUCAAGCCAACUGAUUAAAAAUCAACUUGACAAGUUAAAAGUCGUAUAAAAAAAUGGCUCGUUAGUUCUGAGGAAUGAUCGGGCAGCAUAUGAGCGCAGAUGACACUUGGUUUGAUAUUUUGUUAUCUAAUGCGAUGACAUUCACACAUUUAAGUGUACAUAGGAUAUGCCUUCAGAAUUCACCUACAUGUAAUAAAUCAAUCUUUAUAUAAGUUACAUGUGAGCCGUUACAUUUACACAGAUCUGCUGUUUGAGUUUUUGAUUGAAAUGAUUAGAAUGACAUGUGCCGUCCUAAUUAAAUCUGUAGCAUUUUAAUAUCAUUUGCAUUUAAUUGUGAAGGCAAGCAUGAGGAUGCGCCUUCCGUUUGGUGAAUAAAAUGAAUGAUUGUAAGACA